ACAGCAGGUGGCGGGCUGGGCGGCCCUGACUCACCACAGCCUUAGCACCUCCGGCCGCCUCUCUGCCCGCCUCCGGGUUAGCGAGCCGACCCUCCCAGCCGCGACCCAGCCCCGCCGCCGCCCUUCCGGCCCAGGCCCCUCGCGAAACCGGCCGCCCCCCGAAAGGCCCACGGAUUGCCGAACCCAAGCGCCCUGCACUUAAGACCCCUCACUUCCCCUAGCCACCGUAAUGCGGGGCCCCCCAGAGCAGAAAAGCCGGUGAGGGGCUCCUGCCUCCCAGCUUCGGGAACUUUUGAGAAGUUCGGAGCCUGUCCUGGUCCUGCCAGAAGUCGCUUAGGACAUCCCCGACAGCUCCAGACUCCAUGGACAGAAGCGCAGAGUCGGCCGCGAGGCCCUGGAGCGUGCUGUGCGCCCCGGCCAGCGCCCGGAACUAGGAUCCGACCAGCCCGGCUCGCCUUUCCCCCUCUUACCCCCCGCAGAAGCUCCGGGCAGGUGGCACCAUGGCCUUCUCCCAGGUGCAAUGUCUGGACGACAGCCACGUCAACUGGCGGUCCAGCGAGUCCAAGCCCGAGUUCUUCUAUAGCGAGGAGCAGCGGCUGGCGCUGGAAGCCCUGGCGGCGCGCGGCCCCGAAGCCUUCUACGAGGUGCUGAAGCGGGAAAAUAUCCGCGACUUCCUCUCGGAGUUGGAGCUCCAGCGCAUCCUGGAGACCAUCGAGGUGUACGACCCCGGCUCCGAGGACCCGCGGGGCGCAGGCGGGCUCCGGGGACCCGAGGACGCCAGCGGCGAGGGCGAGGGCGAGCGGGCCAGCGGGGCAGGCGGCGGCGCCCCCACCGAGACAGAGCCGCUGCCCUCGCUGGAGUACUGGCCCCAGAAGUCGGACCGCUCCAUCCCCCAGCUGGACCUGGGUUGGCCGGACACCAUCGCCUACCGCGGCGUGACGCGGGCCAGCGUCUAUAUGCAGCCCCCCAUCGACGGGCAGGCCCACAUCAAGGAGGUGGUGCGCAAGAUGAUCAGCCAGGCCCAGAAGGUCAUUGCUGUGGUCAUGGACAUGUUCACCGACGUGGACAUCUUCAAGGACCUGCUGGACGCUGGCUUCAAGAGGAAGGUGGCCGUGUACAUCAUCGUGGAUGAGAGCAGUGUCAAGUACUUCCUGCAUAUGUGUGAGCGGGCCCGCAUGCACCUGGGCCACCUCAAGAACCUCAGAGUGCGGAGCAGUGGGGGAACGGAGUUCUUCACCCGGUCAGCAACCAAGUUCAAGGGAGCUCUGGCCCAGAAGUUUAUGUUCGUGGAUGGGGACCGUGCAGUAUGCGGCUCAUACAGCUUCACGUGGUCAGCUGCCAGGACGGACCGGAAUGUGAUCUCAGUGCUGUCCGGCCAGGUGGUAGAGAUGUUCGACCGGCAGUUCCAGGAGUUGUACCUCACGUCUCGAAGUGUCAGCCUCAAGGAUGUCCCCAUGGAAAAGGAGCCUGAGCCUGAGCCAAUCAUGGUGCCCUCUGUGGUCCCCCUGGUGCCUGCAGGCACCGUGGCCAAGAAACUCGUCAACCCCAAGUACGCACUGGUCAAGGCCAAGAGUGCCGACGAGCUUGCUAAGACCUGCUCUGACAAACCGGAGGCCAAGCCGCCCGUGGGGCUGCAGGGCCCAGCACCGGUGGAGCGGCCUGGUGACCUCCCUGAGCUUCCCCUGCCCGUGCACCCAGGGCUGCUGCACCUGGAGCGUGCCAACAUGUUUGACUACCUGCCCACAUGGGUGGAGCCAGACCCCGAGCCAGGCAGUGACAUCCUGGGCUACAUCAACAUCAUUGACCCCAACAUCUGGAACCCCCAGCCCAGCCAGAUGAACCGCAUCAGGAUCCGCGACACAUCCCAGGCCAGUGCCCAGCACCAGCUGUGGAGGCAGAGCCAGGGUGGCAGCCCUGCCCUGCCCAGCCAGGACCAGGAUGGGGCCCCUGCCACCAAUGGCCUCCCCCAGGGGAACUCUGAGCCAAAGCCCCCUGUGCCCAAGCCCCGGACGGUCCCAGUGGCAGACCUACUUGCCCAGGAAGGUGGCAGUAUUGGCUGGACCCCAGAGACCCCAGACAAGGAGGCCCCCCUAAACGGGACCAACCACGGGCUGCCCUUGGCAGUGGGCCUGGGCCAUACCCCACUGCAGCAGCAGCUGUCAGUGACUCAGGAUGAUCCUGACAGCCUGAGGGCAGGGGUCCCCAACGGGCUGGACGGGGAGAAAGAGGAAGACGACGACGACUAUGUGACCCUCAGUGACCAGGACAGCCUUUCAGGCAGCUCUGGCCAUGGCCCUGGUCCUCGGCGGCCCUCAGUUGCCUCUUCCAUGUCAGACGAGUAUUUUGAGGUGAGGGAGCGCCAAGCCCCUCUCCGGAGGCGCCACUCAGAGCAAGUAGCCAAUGGGGCAGCCCCGCCCCCCCGCCGACAGCUGAGUGCCCCCCAUGUGAGCCGAGGGGGCUUUGAUGGGUCCAUGCAGGGCUCCCCGUGGGCCCGGAGUCGGGCGAGAGAAGAGGCGAAUGCCUCAAGGAAGAUGCAAGCUCAGCCAUCCCCAGACAAGGAGACACAGGGCCAGCAGUUCCACCAUUAUGGGAUCCCUGCCUCCAGGACCAGGAAUAAAGAUGGCUUCCCGAGGCCACUGAGGACCCCAAGACCCCAGCAAUACUGCCCUGCAGCUGACAAUGCCCAGAGCUCCCCCAGAAAAGCAGGCCCCCAUCUCUGGAAGGCCAAGGGGGCUCCAAUGCCUAGCACCCUACCAGACCCCGGGAGCUCAAGACCAGCCCGGAAUGCCAGCCCCUUGGCCGAUGGCAAGGCCACUGAGGAGCGUUCAAGUCCCUUUGGAAUCCCGUAUUCCAAAUUGUCCCAGUCUAAGCUCCUCAAGGCCAGGACAGGCGGUGGCCAAUGGGCCUCAUCUGACUCCAAACAGAGGACCCGGGCCCUCAGGGACCACAAGGACCCCUAGCUGCCUCUCCCAUCCAGACCCAUGCCUCCCGCAGCCUUGGUCUCGGCCUGGACUUGGGUGAUGCAGUGCUUGUAGAGCCGUGCCGCUCCUGUGGCUGUGGGGACUGGUAAAUGGCCGCGGGCACCAACCAAGGCACACCCGGAUGCAGUGGCGGGUGGUUGACGUGGACACUUACCUGGUCAGUGCACCAGUACCAGGUGGCCAUGAUGGUCAGACCAAAGGUCAUCCCAGUCCAGGGGAGGUCUGCCGUGUAGGGGUCUCGGAACAUGUGCAUGGCAUCUGUGCGCGGCAAGUGGCAGGUUGUGUUGGCGAUGGUCUUGGCUGGGAUGGCCCGGGCAUAGGCUGCCUCCAGCUGGUCAUAACCACCGAUCUGGUUGAAGGCUAGCAGGGUCGGGUGGGAGAGAAGACAGCUUGGUGUUGACUGGCUCUGGCUCCCCGGGCUCCCACUGCCUUCAUCUCACAAGUAACUUCCUGAUGUAGCAAACUUGAAAUUUCAUCCUUCUCCACCUCCCCAGUUGAAUUUAAUGAUUAUUUUAUUUGUAUUUAAAAUGAUACUAUUAAAUGAGUAUUUUGCACACAGGCACCCCAGGGUUCUCUUGGCCCAGUGGGAAUCCCUGCAGCCCUGGAUGCCCCUCAGCCUUGGCACAAGGCACUCUGCCAGGUUUUGGACUGUCAAUUUGAGGAAGCAAAAGUAUUUUUUUCUUGGCAUUCGAGGACCUUCCUGGAGAAUCUGAAGUGUUAAAGUCCUGACUCCAGGGGCUUCUAAAGGCAUGUCACUCUGACACAGCUGAGGUUGGCGGGUGACAAUGUGGUCCUAACCCCUUGUGGCACAGAGAAGGGAAACAGGUCAUGGGGGCAGUGGCUUCACUGAGGGCACACAGCAAGUGAGGGACAAGGUGUGCUUGCACCAGGGGUCUUUCCUGGGUGUUUAACCACCUCUGUUCCUGUCUGCGGAAACCCUGGUGGUGUAGUUCUUAAGAGCUACAGCUGCUAACCAAAAGGUUGGCCGUUCAAAUCCACCAGGCACUCCUUAGAAACCCUAUGGGGCAGUUCUAUUCUGUCUUAUAGGGUCGCUAUGAGUCGGAAUCGACUCGAUGGCAAUGGAUUGGGUUUGGUUUUGGGUUCCUGUCUACAUUGGGGCCACGGCCUUGCAUUGCCAAGAACUGGCAGGUCUGUGGUUUCUGCAUGUCUGUGACCAUCCUCAUCCCGUCCAUUCUGGGACAUGGAUCCCUAGUCUGAGACAGAUGGAUGAAGCCUGGACAUAGGAAAGCCCGUGCCAGCCCCAUUCCCUGCCUUCCCCAAGCAGGACAAGGAGGAGGAAGCCUGGAUCUGGGUCAUUGCCCACUGGAGCCUAGGCGGGGCCAAGGUCAGUUCUCAGACCAAGGGUCCAUGGGAGGCUGAGAGCACAGCCGCAGGCACUCAGGGGAAAAGCUCUUCUGUGCACAGGCACAGCGCUUGCAGGACUCUGAAGGUCUGCAGUCGCCAGGCUCUGUUCGCGUACACCUGGUGAUGGGAAGCUCGCCUCCUCUGUGGCAGCCCUAUGAGCUUCAGAGCUUCAUUCUGUUCCCAGACUGCUGUCACCAAUCUGUCUAAACUUUCUUCUUUCCUCCCCUGCCUUUGUCUAGUGGGGGGUAGAUGGCUUCUUGGGACUCUGUACAUGAUUUUAAACAAUUGGUGGAGACACCCAGGCAGUUUCGUGAGCUCCUCAUUGUGCGUCUCCAUUCCCAUCCUUGGCCCCACCUCACUGUCAAGCCCUGAGCCUAGGGCGGGCCGUCCAGCCCUGUGUUCCUGAGUCAGCUUGGGUGCCAGGCCUGGGG
This is a messenger RNA of Loxodonta africana (African savanna elephant), 4777 nucleotides long. It is a transcript of the gene SACK1G, whose product is annotated as family with sequence similarity 83 member G. NCBI's taxonomy places the organism in Eukaryota, Metazoa, Chordata, Mammalia, Proboscidea, Elephantidae. Gene Ontology annotation, cellular component: nucleus; cytosol. Bases 501 to 2960 code for a protein of 819 amino acids. The transcript is spliced from 6 exons. Gene Ontology annotation, biological process: BMP signaling pathway. The record is from RefSeq and is a predicted model, not a curated record. Gene Ontology annotation, molecular function: protein kinase binding.